Molecule: messenger RNA, 909 nt
Organism: Mercenaria mercenaria
Lineage: Eukaryota; Metazoa; Mollusca; Bivalvia; Venerida; Veneridae
Product: zinc finger MYM-type protein 1-like
Exons: 1
Coding region: 1-909 (302 amino acids)
Source: RefSeq, a predicted model, not a curated record
AUGACUAAAGCUGACAAAUUCAUGAAAAUAUGUCAAAAUCAAGAAAAAAGUGUUGUUGAGUUUGGCUCGAACGCUUACAGAAACAAAGUCGAGAAAGAUAAGAAAGCCUUGACAUCUAUUGUUAAAACAAUAGUUUUGCUGGGAAAACAAAACAUAGCCUUUCGUGGCAAAACAGAAGAAAAAAGUAACUUCAGAGCUUUGAUAAAUUAUCGCGCUGAAGUAGACAGUGAUUUGCACGACCAUCUAGCAAAUUCUCCCAAACAUGCACAGUAUUUAAGCCCCUCUAUUCAAAACGAAUUCAUACAUAUAUGCGGCAAUCAGAUUUCGGACUCUAUCGUGCACCGUUGCCAAGAUGCGAGGUACUUUUCUAUUCUUGCAGAUGAAUCUGCUGAUGUCAGCAAUACAGAACAGUUUGCUUUUUGUCUGCGUUAUAUUGAACGUCAGAGUUCCGGGAAGCAUGUGAUCCACGAGGAUUUUCUUUCGUUUGUUCAGACAACAGAAACAACAGGUGAAACACUACACCAGUUGCUACUAGAUGAAAUACACAAACACAACCUGAACCCAAACUUUAUCGUUGGACAAGGUUACGACGGUGCUGGGAACAUGUCCGGUUGUCACCGUGGAGUGCAGGCAAGAUUUUCUGCAGAAUUUCCAAACGCAAAGUAUAUUCACUGUCGCAACCAUCGUCUAAACUUAGCAAGAUGUCAUGCUUGCAGGGUAGCGUUUGUGCAGUCGAUGUUUACCGUUGUUGGGGAUGUAUUGUUUUUUAUCACAAGUUCUCCGAAACGUCUCGGAGUUUAUAGCUCUCAUAACGAUGACGGAGAAGCCUUAAAGACGUUCUGCCCAACACGGUGGUCUCAGCACUCGGAAAGCAUCACUGCUUCUAUACCCACUUCAAGUCAAUUCUAG